Molecule: messenger RNA, 2121 nt
Organism: Camelus dromedarius (Arabian camel)
Lineage: Eukaryota; Metazoa; Chordata; Mammalia; Artiodactyla; Camelidae
Gene: FBXO43
Product: F-box protein 43
Exons: 5
Coding region: 1-2121 (706 amino acids)
Biological process (GO): negative regulation of meiotic nuclear division; regulation of mitotic nuclear division
Cellular component (GO): nucleus
Molecular function (GO): zinc ion binding
Source: RefSeq, a predicted model, not a curated record
AUGUCAGAAAGGCAUUCAGGUCAAGCUGGCACUGGAGCAGGAAAUGAGGUAGACUCUCCUAUUGUCAAUGUCAAGGACUCCAGCUCUGGAGACUUGUGUUCCACAUCUUCAUUUCAAGAUAGUGGCUACAGUGAGCUGUUAAAAUCUUGCAGCUUUGAUAAUACAGAUAAAGAAUUUUUUGGAAAGAAAGAAAAAGGCUCAACAUUAAUCCAUGAACAUCCUGAAACUUCCAGCCUGGCCUUAACACCUAAUUUAGAGUCUCCGACUCAAAAAGUAAGAUUUGUCUUCCCUAGAAAGGAAAAGGAUAAAACUCCAGAACUUUGCGAAACUCCUAAAGUCAGUGGAAAAAAAUUUUUACUGCGCAGAAGAUUGGACAUAUCUUUCUCUUUUCUAAAGGGGGACUUUGAAUCACAAAAUAGUUCUCUUGAAAGUAGUAUAAGCCAAGUUCCCAAUUUAAACAAAAAUAUUCCAAGCACUGCUUCAGGUUUGUCAAGGCAAAAUAAUUUCAAUUCUUUAGUUAAUAGCACUUUGAAAACAGAAGAAGCAACUUCCAGCAGUCAAAAAUUGAGGCUUAAUUUUUCUCAACAGAAAACUUCCACAGUUGAUGAUUCCAAAGAUAAUGGUAGCCUAUUUGAAGUUGAAUGUAUAUCUCCAAUUCAGGGCAGUGGUUUUAAAGAUUCUUUCACACAUGACUUCAGUGAUAGCAGUCUAUGUGUUAACGAUGAGAAUACACAUCCCAAACUUCUGGGCUCCUCUGUUAGUGGAACAACAUAUGGAACAGAUGAAGACAUAUUUGUGACUCCAAUAAGUAAUCUUGUAGCAAAUAUUAAGUUUACCGCAAGUCAAAGGCUUACUCCUUCAACUGAAGUGAGACGCAACAUUUCAACACCCGAAGACAGUGGUUUUAACUCUCUUUGCUUGGAUAAAUCAGGAGAUUCCCUCUCUGACCAAGAGGGUUCUUUUCAAGAACUACUUCAAAAACAUAAUGGAGCUCUCAAAGUUGGGGACACUGUAAGGAAGUCAAGGCAUCUUGAAAGGUUGAGAAGACUGUCCACCCUUCGAGAGCAAAGCUCACAAUCAGAGACAGAAGAAGAACAGCUGGUCAACCACUCUGGUCCUGAAACAACACCAGCGGUGGCUUCAGACAGCUCAGAGAGUCAGCCAAGCAGUGAUAAUAAGAGUGAGGAUUUGAUUUUAAGCUUUCCAAAUUUAUCAAAGACCCCAGCUUUGCAAUUAAUGCAUGAGCUCUUUAUGAAAAGCAAAAGGAAAAGAUUCCAGCAAAAUGGUGCCCAUGAAUUGUUAGAAGAAAGGGACGGGGAGAGAAUAGCUGUACUACAGCGUGUACUUGCAGGACUGAUUGGCAAGAAAAUGGGUAUAGAAAAACUGGACAUCUUAACAGAAUUAAAAUGCAGAAAUUUAAAGCAUAUUCUUGCUAUGGUUUUGGACUCUUUGACUGUAGAAAGCCUGUGCAGUGUUUUCUCUGUACAGAUCCCUGAUUCAUCUCCUAUUAUCCACCAGAACUGGAAUCUCCUCUGUGUAAGAAACCUUCGAAUUAUGUCCCAUAGCAAACUUCGGAAAGAUUCAUCUCUACUUAGACUUUGGCUUGAAAGGGAGCUUGGUAAACUCCAGUCCGUGGGCCAAAUCCUGUCUGUCACCUGUGUUUUUAAAGGGGCUAUAUUAAAUGUUGAGGAUGCUGCCACUCGGCUCCAUGUUUUAAAUCGAUCAGCUUUAAGAUCUGUGCAAGCACAGGCUAGGACACCAGGUUUUCAGAGAGAACAAAUUUCAACAUUUUCUCCUUGGGGAGAAGUUUUGACACCUGUAGCAAGUUCUGCUGUUACUCCCUUAAGUAGUAAACAGGAAGAAUAUGUUAAGGUUGCCAAAACACUUUUUAUUGAUGAAGCAUUAAAACCUUGCCCAAGGUGCCAGUCCCCUGCUAAGUACCAGCCCUAUAAGAAAAGGGGACUGUGUAGCCGCACCGCCUGUGGUUUUGACUUUUGUGUGUUAUGUUUGUGUGCUUAUCAUGGGUCUGAAGAAUGUAGUAGAGGAGCAGCAAGGCCAAGAAAUAGAAAAGAUGCUCUUCCAGGAAGUGCCCAGAGUAAGCGGAAUCUAAAACGCCUCUAA